Messenger RNA from Puccinia triticina, 519 nucleotides. RefSeq lists its product as uncharacterized. NCBI's taxonomy places the organism in Eukaryota, Fungi, Basidiomycota, Pucciniomycetes, Pucciniales, Pucciniaceae. The coding region runs from base 1 to 519 and encodes 172 amino acids. The record is from RefSeq and is a predicted model, not a curated record. The transcript is spliced from 2 exons.
AUGUUGUUUUUACCAAUUCUAUUCAUAAUCAGCACGGGGGUUAUACCUGCUCUCUCGAGACCCAGCCUCAAUGUUGAACAAAGAACUCGAUCUUCUCUAAAAACCGGCCAAGACUUAGCCGACUCGAAUGGAGGUUGCACUUUAGUUCAUCACGCCCCCUCAGAGAAUGCGGCUGUCGGCCAUAUCGAAACGAGCGAAGGAGCGACAGAAAAGGCUGGCGAUUCGAUUCCAACAGACCAACUCUAUCGAUCAGCUGCGAGUGGCAAGGUUUCUCAAUCCCCCCCAGAAGAUGUCGGCCACUCUUCUUCCGAGGAGGAGAGCGGAUUAUCUUCGGAUGAUGAAGCCGGAUCGUCUUCGGAUGAAGAGAGCUCUAAAGAAAUCACCGAUGCAACCAAUCUACUACCUCGCAGAUCUCUUGGCCAGAAUUGCCUUCUGCUCUUCGUACUCCCAACCGCUGCUACUUUGUCUUUCUGGAUGCCAGUUCUCAAUUUGGUAUCAAAAUACAAGCCUUUUCCAUGA